Pararge aegeria (speckled wood butterfly) is the source of this 3436-nucleotide messenger RNA. RefSeq names its product reversion-inducing cysteine-rich protein with Kazal motifs (gene Reck). Gene Ontology annotation, cellular component: plasma membrane. Gene Ontology annotation, biological process: extracellular matrix organization. The transcript has 18 exons. The record is from RefSeq and is a predicted model, not a curated record. Gene Ontology annotation, molecular function: protein binding; metalloendopeptidase inhibitor activity. Bases 258 to 3098 code for a protein of 946 amino acids. Lineage: Eukaryota; Metazoa; Arthropoda; Insecta; Lepidoptera; Nymphalidae.
AGUAAGGUUGUGAGUGAGAACGGAUAGUGCACUCCGACGUCACAUAAAAAGCCCGCGAAUCGCGUCGACUUUACCGAAAUCGUUUAAAAACUGAAUUAAAGUGUUAAUUUUUAAAUGCGUUUUACAAAACUUUUUUUAUGAAUACCUAUUACAAUUAAAGUUUUUUAGUGAUUUGUGUUGAAGUGGUGAUAUUUAUCAAGAAGUUUAAGAGGAAUAUAGGUGGAAGGAUGUUGAGUAAGCAGUGACGUCAUGCAACCAUGAGUACGAGAAGCCAUAGAACGAAGGUACAUCGCGGCUGGUGGAAGUCGAGGCUUAUACUAGCAGCGAUCACUCUGGCAAGCGCUAACUCUCAGGAUAUAUCGGCGUGCUGCGAUAAAGCCGUUGGGACAUGCCGGAGCGUAUGCGAGAAGAUGUCCCUCGUGGAGAUAGCUUCGGACUCUGCAAUGCGGGAGGAGCGAAUACAAAAUAUUUAUAAGUUUUGCAUACCAAACUUGAUAGAGUUCUGGAUUUGUAUGAAUCAAACUAUUCAAGAGGUGGUCUCAGGCUCAGGAUGGUGGGGAAGAGCAUGUUGCUCGUUAGGGCACUCACCGAGCUGUCGCCGCGCUUGCGCAACUGCCGCGGAUGCUAGUGCGCUGUCCGAACCUUGUCGUCGAUCUGAUGAAAUUGCUUUCUUUGACUGCGUUCAAAGGCAACAGGAAGCUCAAUGGUGUUGUUCUCAAACACAAUCUUUAAGUUGUCACGAAGCAUGCCAACGUGCGGUAUGGCGUGUUGGUCAGACGCGAGCAGACAUAGGUGUUCGGGAGAAGGCAAUGGAGCUGUGCGACCAAUCACCUCCAUUACUCCAUUGUCUACGAGACCUUACUGUAUCCACUGUUCACACUGAUACAUCUAAAUAUUUACCAUGUUGCCACGAAUCUCCAAGUCAAGAAUGCCGAAGCACCUGCGAAACAGUACUCCGACGUACUGGUGAGUCUCAAGAGAUAGCAGAAGCUUUAUCACAGGAAUGCGGAGCGCCUGCUUUACACGACAACAUGUGGCAAUGUUUCCUCAGAAAAGACGCACCCCCUGAAACCAAAGAUGUGAUACCACACGAUGUGGCUAAGCUACACUGUUGUCAAAAGGGAGCGACAAUAAAUUGCCGAAGACUUUGUUUCAACACUUUUAACAACGGCUGGCAAUUAAAUGGGCAAAAGUUUUAUACUGAGUGCCUUGGAGAUCCACAAGAGAUGGAAAUGGCAGAAUGUAUAGAAGAAGUAGAAGCGCCUUGUACCCUUGGUUGCUCGGGAUUAACAUAUUGCAGUCAGAUGAACAACAGACCAACAAGUCUAUUUAGAUCUUGCUCCUCUCAGGCAGACCUAGACGCACAUUCAGCUGUAGCAGAACAAAAAGGUAGCGGAUCGGUGACAGUAGCAGGACUUCAAUUACCGCUAAAGAAUUCAUCCCAAUGCACGACCGAUGUCUGGAAGAGUGUGGCUUGUGCACUGCACGUCAAACCAUGCACAGCAAAGGGUCACAGUAGUCUGCUAUGCAUGGAGGACUGCAAGAGGUUGGUCUCGUCGUGUGUUGAAUGGGCGCGCGCAUCUCUCUCUGCCACAGCACUGUGUGCAAGACUUGCUCCCUCCAGCGAGAACGCUCCGUGCGUCUCUUUGCGGGAAUUUAUGGCUCCUAGCGUUGACCCACCUUUACUCUCCGCCUUGGAGGUCGUAACAUCUCCCUGCGCAGGUUCCCCCUGUAACGGUACCCAAGUAUGUGUUGUCAACAGAAAUUGUCUCCAAGGAGGCUCUUGCUCGAAAUAUACUUGCAUCGAUGGCUGUCCUUUAGGCGAUGGAAGUUCCUAUAUUGUGCCUAUUGGAUCAUGGGUGAGGGUGCCUAUGACUUGCGCUUCACAGAAAGUCUGCAUAAAGAUUUGUCGAUGCAGCAACCGAGGCCUGUCGCACUGUCAGCCAUUACCUAGCGUGGCACUUGAUAACUGCCGGCUACACGACAAAGUUGUUAAACAUGGUGAGAAGUACUACAUGGAAUGCAACGCGUGCGUAUGUGUGGCUGGAGAGCGAGUUUGUGCAAGGCGUGCUUGCGGACACGCUGCUCUGCUGACAGGUCUCCCGUGCAACUGUCCACCCCAUCACCUGCCUGUACACUCACCUGGAAGACUUUACCCGAACGCCUGCCUUGCCAAAUGCGCGGGAGCAACGGAUGGAGACAUCGACUUUGGGUCUCGAGGUGCGUGCGCAGGUGCGGCUUGCGGGCGACAUCACGCAUGCCUUCCCGCUCGUUCUGUCUGUCUGUCGCGUCUACAAACAGCCUGUCCACAGUUUAAAUGCGUGAACAUGACAGCUUGUGGUGCACAACCGAAUAUACCAGUUUGCGACACAGAUGGACGCACGCAUUCCAAUCCCUGCCAUCUUGUCAUGAGUGGAAGAAAACUGGCUUAUUGGGGACAAUGUUUACGUGGUUGUUCUUCAACUGGCAUAGUGUGUGGAGUCAACGGUAUUACGUAUACCUCGGAGUGUGCUGCUUGGGCAGAGUAUGUCAGUAUCGACUACAUUGGUCCAUGCUUCGCUGUUGGGCCCAUCUCAAAUAGUAUGGAACCCAAGUGUCAGUUUGACAGGAUCGUUUGUCCUCCAUUGAAGAAACCGAAUUGUCUCGGUUUUACUGCUCCUGGAGCAUGUUGUCCUAAAUGUGGUGGAGCUUUAAGGAUGCUUUAUUCCAAAAAGCAAAUAGAUAGGGCGUUAUAUGGCACUAACAUAUCGGCGAGCGUUAUAAACUUGCACAAUGUAUUGUCUGCUCUUGAUAGACAUGUCAAGGUGGCCCAAUGUGCUCUACGCGGAUAUCUUAGUAUAGAGAUGGAAAUAUUUGUAACUGUGGAGUCAAUAUUGAAAAACCCAACGGAUUUACAGUUAAAUGUCUGCAUUUUGGAGGCUGAAAGAUUAGCAGAUCUCAUCAACCGAGAAAGUGCUUUAAUAACCAGUGAUUUAGGCUUAAGUGCGCUAUCAUACGCCUUGGUUGUUCAUACUCAUCCAACACAAGGUGCUUCUAGUAUAAGUUUAUCUCUUUCUGUUGUACUUCUAUCCUAUCUAUUAAUUUUUGUUUUAAGUUGAAAUAUUAACGACUGUAUAUUAUCUAAGAUAUUAUUUGUAAAUAGGUUAUUGUACAUAUGAAACGUUAUACGCCAAAUAGUUAGUGUUAUCUUGAGAUUAUAAAAUAAUGCUUUGGUCUGCUUUACCUCGGCACAGUCGAUGUUGUAGAAAUUUGAUAUUGUGAGUUAAAUGUGCCAUUGAUUGAAGCUUUAUAUAUGUAUUUGCAUAUUUUAAAUAUUAACAGUACAUCCAAUAGACUGAAAUAAGCAUUUGUAACAAUUUUACAAAAGACAUUUUAUGAAGUAGUCCUUAUACCAAAUAUGUGAAAGUUAUUUUUGUUGUUUUGUUGAUAUAUUACG